AUGCAAUAAGAGAGAUACUUUUUAGAACUAAAUUAAUAGGGAGAGAUUGAAGGUAGUCAUGAUAAGGCCAUCUAUGCACGUCAAAAUUAGAUAGUAAGAAUCUUUGUUCGCAAUCGCAAAUAAGGUUAUCAUCCGUACUUGAUCAUGUAAAAAGGGUACAAGCAUGUACAUGAGAUGGAGAAUUUAACUCUGAAACAAAUACAACUGCAUCAUGAGGUUAAGGCGUUUACUCUCGAUUCGUCUGGGGAUUGGAAGGUGGAUGUUGAGUUUGCAUUGGCUGGGGCAGCUUAUUUGAGAUUGUGUUGGUUUUUCGCCUAAGACAAUUCUGUAGAGUAUUGGGAGUGGAGAAUCAUAUAAUUGUUUAACCAAAUGAUGUGGAGAAGCUCUAAGAUGUAACUAUAUAAACAUUGCUACCAUACUGUUUGGUAAAUUCGUUCUCAAGUCGAUUUGGGUUAUGAAGCAUUUCAUUUUCCGCCUAUUUAGCAAUUGGGUCAAUCACCCAGUUUAUAUGCAAUAGCCGAUUAACAGAAAUUGAAUACUGAUAUUUUUGGGAUUCACACUUAUGAUGAUUUAAAAUAACUCUUUGAUAAAUUUCCAAAUUCAUACUUUUUUAUAGAUAUCUUGUUAAAUCAUACAGCAUUUGAUUCGAGUUGGUUAGUGCAAUCAGAAUUUGAGAAUGCGACUUAUAAUGUGAAGAAUUCCCCUCAUUUAGAGGCAGCCAUAAAAUUAGAUUGUGCCAUAGCUGAAUUUAGUAAUAAGUUAGGAUCUGGAUUGUUGACUCAGUAUCCAAGGAAUACUAUUUAUAAUGAGGAGGAUCUUAAUCAAAUAAUGGACAUAUUGGAACAUGAGUACAUAAGGAAAUUGAAUAUUCAUGGAUAUUUUUAGUUCAAUACGAAUGCAGUGAUCAAUGAAAUACAGAGUAGAUGCAAUAAGAUAGUUUAAAGCAAGAGUGAAUAAUUGGAGGAGAACCAGAACAUCUUCAUCAAGAGUGCAAGUGAAAUUAUGUUGCAGUUGGUAGGAUAGGAGACAAUCCUGAAAGGGUAUAAAGAGUAUGGAGUGUCUUUAAAUUACGAUGUGAUAGUUGAAUUUCUAAAUAAGGAUGAGAAUUACAAGAAGGUGUCGUUGGAAUACAUUCAAGAAUUGUUGCAAUAUUACAAUCAUCAAUACUGGAAUGAAGCUGAGUCCUACAUCAAGGAGGCUGUGAAUUCAACAAAAGGGUAGGUCACAUGGUGGAAGUUGACACAGAAGAAGCCCUUUGUGGAAGUAAAUGACAAGGGAGACUCCUUGGUUCCCAGAUACUUCACUAAAUUAAGCAAUGGGAGUUAUGUGGCAAAUAAUGGAUGGAUUUAAGGCUUUGAUCCUUUGAAUAAUUUUGCAGAGAAUCAGGAACACCAUUAUUUGAGAAGGACAAUUGUGAUUUGGGGUGAUUUGGUGAAACUCAGAUAUGGACACAAGAAAUAGGAUAGCCCAGCAUUGUGGAAAUACAUGAAGAAAUAUGUUCAAUAGAUGGCCAAGAUAUUCUCAGGGUUGAGAUUGGAUAAUGCCCAUUCAACACCCAUGAAUGUAGGAGAGUAUAUGAUGAGGAAGGCAAGGAAGGCUAAUCCCAAUAUCUUAGUGUUUGCUGAGUUGUUUACUGGAUCAUCAGAGAAAGAUUCAAUCUUUACUAAAACUAUGGGAAUCAACUGUUUGGUUAGGGAAACUAACAGAUGUCAUGAUGCUGGUCAUCUGAAUAGAGAAUUGCAUUACUAUAGUGGAGAUGGACGAGUAUCAAUUGGAUCUUUACCCAAAUUGCAAGAGCAAUUCGAAUCAAUUAAUGAAAGCUUCACUAUCCUCUAACCUUAGUAUAGUCCUGCUCUGAUUUAUGAGUAAUCUCAUGAUAAUUAGUCAUUGCUCUAAACUCACGAUUACAAACAUCAAUUGCCAAUAGCUGCCUUAAUUACUUUUAGUAGUUGUAUGGGUGGAUCUGUUAGGGGAUAUGAUUGUUUCUUGCCACAUAAGUUAUCAGUUGUAGGCGAGAGAAGAAUCUACAAUGUUGUUGCUCCAACAGAACAAGUAAGUGUUGAAAGACAGUCAGAGAUAGCAUUUCGAUAUGAUGGAUUACCAGAUUAAUAGGUUGAAGUGUUUGGAUCAUGGGAUGACUGGAAAGAAGGCUUACUUUUGAUUGCCCAUAAGAACACUUACAUUCAUACUCUAAUGUUGAAUGAAGGAUAAUAUGAAUACAAAUAUAAAGUCAACUCCAAUUGGAUUGACCACACUAAUAGGAAACUAAUAGUAGAACCUAAUCCAACCAAAUCUCAUUCAACAAUGGAAUUGAUUAGACUCAAAUUACAUUAGAUAAAAAAGGAACUGAACCACUAGUUCCCUUUUAUCUUCUGUUAACAUCAAGGCAACACCAUUCAAACCAUCACCAGAGAAACUCAAGACAAAUGUAGAUCCAAGGUUUUGAUUACUGUUCCUUCUUUUGGAGUUCCAAAUCCAUUUAGUACAAUCAAAUUACCUGGAAAACUCGUCAAAGUAGAUGCUAUCUUCUAUCAUGAAGACUUUAUACAACAUCCUGAAUAAAACAAUCAAUUCAUAGAGGGAUCGACAGUCAAAAUUAUUUAACAUCGAAAUCUGCGAGAGUUUGCUGAAAUCCAAGGCAAUGAAUUAAUGUUCAUUAAAUUGCCUUCUUCAUUUACAGCCAUCAUUGAAUGCCAAAUUGACUCUGAAUAAGAGAAACAUUUGUAAUCCCUAGACACUCACUUGAAUGAUGCAUCCUAAUAAGUACAUUUCAAUGCAUUGAGUUCUUAUUAACUAAAUUACUUACUCUUUAUGUCUGAACCUGAAGAGAGAGACAAAAAUAAUACAGGAUUGUAUUUUAUUCCUAAUUACAGACAACUUAUUUAUGCUGGCUUUGCUGGUCCUCGUUCUGCCACAAGAGAAGCAUAAACAAACAACAAUUUGGCACAUCCCAUCUGUGAAAAUCUGAGAAAUGGAAAUUGGUUAUUGGACUAUUUAAAUGAUAGAGUACAACGAUAACUUGGAUAAUUGGAAGUAUCUAAAUUAGUAAAUGUCAUCACUCAAUAAAUCAAAGGUAUCCCUCGCCAUCAUAUCCCUUCCUAUUUCUGUAAAUUUGUUGAUUACAUCUACAACUAUUGUAUGCUCUCCAUAGCUAAUCUCUAAACAUCAUAAUUCAGAAGAGAGUUAAAACUAGCUUCGUAUCAAUUUAUUGCAGAGUUGCCUUCAUCUAAAUAGAUGGCAGCUGGAUUACCCCAUUUUACUACUGGUUGGGCCAGAUCAUGGGGCAGAGACACUUUCAUAUCCUUUAAGGGAAUAUAUCUAGAAAAUGGAUUACUGGCUGAAGCAAAAGAUGCUCUGUUAACUUUUGGUUCUUGUUUAAGACACGGACUCAUUCCCAACUUAUUAGAUUCUUGCAAUAAUCCAAGGUAUAAUUGCAGAGAUGCUUGUUGGUGGUACAUUAAGGCAGUCAAAGAUUAUGUGUAAUAUGCUGGAAAGACUGACAUCCUUAAUGAGGAAGUCUAAAUGGUAUUUCUAGAUGAUGAGAUAGAUAAACAUUACUAAUUGAAAUCAUAAGGCAUUGUCAUAAAGAAAACAAUAGCAGAAAUUAUUCAGAAGAUCUUUUAGAGUCAUGCCUCUGGAAUCAAAUUCAGAGAAUGGAGAGCAGGAGGCUAAAUAGAUAAUUGUAUGUAAUCAGAAGGAUUCAACAUUUAAUUGAGUCUAGAUGAAUAGACUGGUUUUAUUGUUGGUGGAAAUUGGUUAAAUUGUUUGACAUGGAUGGAUAAAAUGGGUUCAUCAGAAAUUAAUAGAGGAAUUCCUGCUACUAGUAGAGAUGGAGCACCUAUUGAAUUGACUGCUCUUCUCAAAGUUUGCUUAGAUUUCGUUAGUCAUGCUCAUCCUCAUUAUCCUUUUGAUGGUGUUAUUUGUCCUAAUGGCAAGAAACUACUCUUCAAAGAAUGGUCCCAUUUCUUAGUCGCCAAUUUUGAAAGUUAUUACUACAUUCCAAAGUAACAUGAUCCAAAUUACCAAGAUUAUCAUAUUGUUGAAAAACAUGUUAGACAUCGACAAAUCUAUAAGGAUCUUGUCAAGUCUUCCAAGCCUAGAAAUGAAUACUAAUUAAGGUGCAAUGCCAGCAUAGCUAUUGGAUUAGCUCCUGAACUAUUCCACAAAGAAAAGGCCAAGUUCCAUCUCGCUGCUGUUGAAGCAUGUUUAUUAAGAGAGAAUUCAAUUGGUGUCAAGACUCUUGAUCCUGCUGCCUCAGAAUAUAUUCAUUUCUACGAUAACAGUGAUUCAUCUCAAAUCUUCAAUGUAUCUCAUGGAUUCUCUUAUCACAAUGGACCAGAGUGGGUUUGGGUUUAUGGAUAUUUUUUAAAAGCCUUAGUAGUUAUUCAUGGCAAAGAGCAUAUCAAUAGAACUCUAUUUUAUUCUUAUUUAUCAAACCACAAAAUGACUCUGCAUCAAAAUGAAUGGUAAUGCUAGUACUCCUUGCCAGAAAUGACCAAUGGAAAUGGAGAAUACAAUGUGUUUUCAUGUAGAGCUUAGGCUUGGUCAAUCGCAUGCAUCUUAGAAGCUAUCAGUGAAUAUGAAUGA
Molecule: messenger RNA, 4587 nt
Organism: Paramecium tetraurelia
Lineage: Eukaryota; Ciliophora; Oligohymenophorea; Peniculida; Parameciidae
Exons: 5
Biological process (GO): glycogen catabolic process
Molecular function (GO): 4-alpha-glucanotransferase activity; amylo-alpha-1,6-glucosidase activity
Source: RefSeq, a predicted model, not a curated record